UAAUUUCGUAUUUUGUUGAUUCGUGGUUAUUUAUUUCUUUGUGUGAACGUAGUAUCUAUUUAGUUUGUGGUGUGAAUUUUGAUUGUAAUUAUACUAUCUUCCGAUCUUCCUUUUUCUUCAUUGAAAAGAUGGGUUGUGAUGGCGGUACUAUUCCACGUCGUGAUGAACUUGUUCGAAUGAAAAAGAAACCCGAACAGAAAGACAAAGAUGCAGAGCGCUCAUUUAAAUGGAGGAACUGUGCAUUAUCACAGCAGCGGCUCCAGGAGCCAGUUGUGGCGUGUGGCCUCGGGCGACUCUACAGCAAAAGUUCUGUACUUGAAGCACUACUUGAUAAGGAGACAAAGCCGGAUUCUAUCAAACACAUCAAAAAUUUGAAGGACAUCAAAGACCUGAAACUUGUGAAGAACCCUGCCUAUGUAGAGACCGAGCAUACCGAUGGGGCCGUUGGCGAAGGCAAUGCCCCAUACAUCUGUCCUAUCAGCGGAUUGGAAAUGUCCGGGAAAUGCCGCUUCAUAUUCCUUUGGAGCUGCGGCUGUGUUUUGGCUGAGCGAGCACUGAAAGAGGUGAAGCAGCAUAUCUGCCAUAUGUGUCAGCAACCCUUCACAGAUGAUGACGUUGUUGUUCUCAAUGGAACAGAUGAAGACAUUGCAAAACUCCAGGAGAAGAUGGCCAUCAGGGUUGCCUCAAGAAAGACCAAGAAGCCCAAAGCAGAAAAAAUUGAUAAAGUGAAAGCCGAAGAGACAGAAGUUAAAAUUGAACCCAGCACACCAAGAAAUGACGACACAGCUAAGAAAGUCACAGAGGAACCCGAGGCUGGAUGCAGUACUUCAGUUAAAAAAGAAAUUGACACAAUACCUUUGUCUCUGCCCAAAUAUAAUCCUAACAAGCAAGCUAGGGGUCACUUCGGGUCAAAUAAACGCGCCCCACAUGCAGAUCUAGAUGACCCGUCGUACAAGAAGACUAAGAAGAACUACAGUGUAGCUAAGGACCCGCAGAGUAGUGAAGUGUACAAGUCGUUAUUCACAUCGCACAAGAGCGACCAAGAGCAGAAUAGAGCGCAUUGGGUCACAUACAAUCCAUUUUACAACUAAUGUUGUAAUAGAGACUAACUAAAAAGAUAACAGAUCAAGUUUAAAAAAAAAACAUUUUUUGGUAGAAAAAUGAACACAUGACAUAAACUUUACAAAUCAAUCAUUAUGUACUUUUGCUUUUAAAAAGUUAUCUGAAUGUUAUUUUUAUACUUGAUUUGUAGCCUUAUUUAAAUUUAAAUUGUAUAAUAAAACACUAUGUAAUUUUUAUAGUAUUUAUUACUAUUGCUGACUUAGAAACGUAAGAUUGCACCAACAAAUAUUGCACACAAUAAAAAAAAAAUACCAUAAACAAUUUUUGUGCUUUCUCUUUGGUACCAAACAUCACAAUUUAAACAAUAAUGGAAUGAUACUAUAAAAGUAUAAUACUUACUCCACAAGUAUAAUCUAACAACAGCUACUAGGGUUAAUAUUCUAAGAAUUAUCCGACAAUUCCCCGUUUACAACAGAAAGAAAAA
Amyelois transitella is the source of this 1546-nucleotide messenger RNA. RefSeq names its product replication termination factor 2. The coding region runs from base 129 to 1091 and encodes 320 amino acids. The transcript has 4 exons. The record is from RefSeq and is a predicted model, not a curated record. NCBI's taxonomy places the organism in Eukaryota, Metazoa, Arthropoda, Insecta, Lepidoptera, Pyralidae. Gene Ontology annotation, biological process: site-specific DNA replication termination at RTS1 barrier; mitotic DNA replication termination. Gene Ontology annotation, cellular component: nucleus.